Messenger RNA from Entrophospora sp. SA101, 2356 nucleotides. The record is from the annotation of a GenBank genome assembly. Lineage: Eukaryota; Fungi; Glomeromycota; Glomeromycetes; Entrophosporales; Entrophosporaceae.
AUGGAAACUACUACAACAACAGUACCAGUAGAACUUGGCUUUGCAGAACUUUCUGAAUUACCUUUAACAUCUGACAUAUUUCCAAGUAAAAUUGGGGGAAAACCAGCAUGGCUAAAUCCUAAACAUAUAUUAUCAUUUGAACAAGUUAAAUGUGGUAUAUGUGAAAGACCAAUGAUACUGUUGGUUCAACUUUAUGCACCAGAAGAUCAAGAUCAACUACCAGAAGCAUUCCAUCGUAUGAUUUAUAUUUUUUGUUGUAAGAAUGGAUCAUGUCAUAAACAAGAUUGGCAUAAAUGCCAAAAAAUACUAUUUCCUGAAUAUGAAAUUAUCACUGAACCAGAAGAAAUCGAUAAUGUUGAAGAAAAAAAUUUAUCAUAUUUAUCAUUGUUACCAAAAAAGGAUUCUAGUGAAGAAUUUGACGAUAUUUAUGAAAAUAGUAAAGUUAAAGUCGAUAAAGCUUUUUUAAAAUUUCAAAAAAGAAUUCAAUUAUAUUCAAGGUUGCAUGAAGAUGAUAAAAACCCAGACCCAUUAUGGGUAAGUGAUAAUGAUAAACCUGGUGAAAACAAUAUUAUUAUACCAAAGUGUUCAAAUUGUGGACAAGAGAGAACAUUCGAGUUUCAAGUAUUAUCAACCUUAUUAAAUUAUCUUAAAAUAGAUCACACAAAACUUGAUUCACUUGAUUGGGGAACAUUAUUAAUUUAUAGUUGCAAAGAUAGUUGUCACUCUGAAAAUAAUUAUUAUUUGGAAGAAUUCAUCUAUAGACAAGAUUUUAGCAAUGAUGGUCAGAUAACAAAAAAAGUGAAGUAUGAUGUUGCUGAAGUACUUUCCAAGUAUAAACCAUCAAAUGAUUGCCAUCUCAAUAGCUUUGCACUUGGCCCAUUUGAACUUUCAGAUGAUAUUUUAUUUACAGCUAUUGACGACUGUUUUCCUUUUGUUGGUAGAGAAAAGGAAAUGAAAAUGUUAGAGAUAUGUAUUAUUGAUAAUAUCAAGAUUUGGAACCGAUUACAUAAUCAUCAUCCUAAUUUUUGUCAUACAGAUGCUCUUGAAUCAUUCAAAAGAUUAUACCAAACUCUAGUGGUUGCUGGAGCACCAGGAAUAGGGAAAACAACAUUUAUACAACGUGCAUUAGACCAUACAGAAAGGAUGCUGAUUAAUCAGUAUUAUACAGAGUCAGUCAUAGUAUUAAGGAUCCUACAUCAAUCAAUUAAUGGAAGGGAAUAUCAUCUGUUCUUAAAUGAUUUAGAAUAUUAUCUUGAAUCAUAUGGCUUACACUUGAAGGAUAUCAAUCUCAAAACUGUACUUGAUCAUGUCCUUCAUGAGAAAUCAGAUCACAACCAAUUACUCACAAUGUUUCACAUUACUGAAACAAAUAUUUUUUUCCAAAAUGAUGAAGGCAGGCUUUUAGAAGCAAUCACAAACAGCAUUUAUAAUUUCAACAAGUCACAAGGAACUCAUUUUCUCUUUACUUGUUAUGAUGGAACACAUAGAGAUGAUUUAUAUAUGUCAUUUGGAAGCAGUGGACCUAGUAUGUUACCCAUUAUCCUAUCAAAUCCAUCAAUUAAUAAUUUCAUUGAAAUUCUUCAGUAUUUAGCCAAUAAAGUUUCCACAACCCAAUUUUACAUUUCUGAUCAAUGCAAAUAUGCACUGGAAGAUCUUGCCUUUAAGGUUAAGUUAUUCAAGAAAAUGAUAGAAAAUCACAUGAAUGACAAUAUUAUUCUCAAGAAAUUAUUACAGUUGUUACAAUCUAUUAUUCUCAAGAAUUUUGUUCAAUAUAUUACUUCUCUAAGCAAACUUAGUGCUGAUGACUUUUUAGUCAUCUUGGCUUAUAUUGUAAAUGAUUUUCAAGUCCAAGAAGACAUGAGUAUUGGAAAUACAACUUUUGGUAAUUUGGAGAAGGAUGAUGGGACAAUACUUGAUUAUUUACAUACACUUUUCUGGGAUGGAUUGCCAUCAUCAUCUCAUAGUAAUGAACGAAGUGAUUUAGCAAUGAUGACAUUAAAGCUAUUGUUGUUCAAAGCUAAAAGACGCAGGACCUUUUAUCUCACAGAAAUAUUUCCUGGACUUAAAGGACAAGUUGGAAAAAUGGCACUCCUUGUUCCUGAGAACUUAAGUAAUCCAACAGUACUUCAUGAAUGGUACAAAGGAAAAAAACAUAUUGGAGAAGAGAUGAUUAUCGGCUGUGGAAGUGAUCCAUUGCCUGAUUCAUGGUUUAGUUUUAAGAAGGAGGAUGGGAGUGGUGUCAUUAGAGUAUAUUUUGAAAGCAAAAAAAACGUGAAAAUAACAAAAAGUUGUGACUAUGAUAUUUCUAGUAUAGAAGCAGAUGAUGAUGAAUAUAUUAUUGGAACAAAUAACAUGG